AUGGCGGUUUUAAAUAAGGACAUUGUCCUUACCAUACUCUACCAUCAAAUCAUCCUUCUUAUCAUUCUUAUCAUCCCAAGGAGAAAGCAAAUCGGCGACCGGAACUUAUCAUCGGAUUAUCGCCGGAAUCAUCCUUCUUUUAGGUUUUCGGCAACCGAAACUAGGGCUUCGAAUCUUGACUUAAAGGAUGUCCCUAUCAGCUUUGUUACUCAAUUCUACGGAGAGGAUUGGGCCGAUAGGAAGAUGCGUAUAUAUCACUCAAGUGGGAAAAUUUGGGUCGUAAUGUUGAAACGAUUAAAACGUAUGCCAGUCUUAACUGACGGCUGGGGAACAGUUGUUUCAGAUCUCAAACUUCAGAAAGAUUGUCUCCUGACAUUUCGUCCCAUGAACCAUUUUGGUCUCUAUCUUUCAUCUUAUGUUAAUGGCGUAUGUGAGCAAUCUUAUUUCACGAUUAAUCGUCAUCUAAGAUUGGGUUUUACGAUCAUUGAAGAUUCUUUUAUCCAACAAUGUUUUGGAGACGAUGUAAUGGCUGGCUCAUAUGAAGUUAAUUAUAAGGGUUCUCCGUGGACGGUGUCAACAAGUAAGGUUAAUUCAAACUAUGUAUUUUCAGAAGGUUGGACUCAACUUUGCAACGAUCUUGGCGUUCAAGAAGAUGAUUUAUUGGUUUUUGAAAAACUUAAUGAUGUUAUGUUUGGAUUAACGGUGUAUCGAGACGAGGUUGAGAUAAGGUUGAGCAAGAAGGUUGAAUCUGGUGAUGAUGAUGUAAUUCAGAUCUCUAGGGCCGAUUAUGAUAAAGCGCUUUUUAAGGUAGAUGAUAACCAGCCCACAUCUGUUAAAAGUCCAUCAGGAACAGUCCCGUCAAGUACACCGAAGACGGUUCAUGUUAAAGAGACGUUGAAAGUAGGUGAUGGUUUACAUUUCACGACAAGACAAGAUGUCAAAGGAAAGGGAAAAGGUAAACUUUCUGUCGACCGAUCCGUCACAGUUGAUAAUUUCAACAAACAAUGCAAAGGCCGAAAACGUUAUACAACAUCUGGUCAAACUGUCAAGCAUCCAAAGAAGGUUUCAAGGAAUGCAAACAAAGUUUCCCGUAUCGGCAUUGAUCCAGAAUAUUUCGACUUUAGCCGUAAAGCUGAGUAUAGGCUGCGGCUUCCGGUUGAGGUUGUUAAUAGAGCCGGCCUGUCUGAAAGAUUGCAACCUAUAUCUGUCCAGAACUUGAAUGGUGAUGUUGAAGUUUAUGACACAAAGACAGAGUUAAACAGUGCAAUGCCUAAACGACCAAAAAUUGUCUCCGUAUACAAUGACAUUGAUAAAGAAAACACUCAGGAUGAUAGAGAUGUAUAUUUGUUUUUAUCCGCAGUUCACCGGAAUGAAAACACAUCCUCCGACAUUGUUAACGCUGUCCUCCCAAUUGUUACUCGAGACGAGGCAUCUCAUAGAAGAAAAUUAAGAAAAUUAUACUUGGAUAAUAAGAAAUCAAAUGUGGGAACUACAUCGUCAUCCCUCAAUAUUGAUUCCACUAAUAUUAAUUCCACUUCCACUCCGUGUGUUACAUCGGAUAACAUAGUCAACAGAAUUGGUUUUCACAAUUUUGAAUCCACUCCUGAGGUGACUAAUAAUGUUACUCCAAGUCCGUCAAGUAUUGUAACAAGUAACAUUAUUUGUAGUACCAGCAAUCGUACAACAAGAAAAAACGGUAUUGGAAAUAAUAUUUCAACUGGCAUCACAUCAACCACCUGCACAUCAUCAUUGAACCGUAAUUUGCAAAGGCUAUCAUCUGGGAAACAUUAUUUGGAUCACGGUGAUCAAGUUAUUACUUGUGAAGUUUGUUAUGCAAAGUUAUGGGACGCAGAGAAAGGAAGCGGAAGAAAAGAGGGUGGCAAAAUAUGUCAUAUGUUAUGUUGUGGUUAUGCCAAAGUUGUGUUACCGGAUUACAAAACUGCGACACCUUAUUAUAAAAGUCUAUUCAUGUCCAAUGACAAUGAAAGCAAGCACUUUUUGAAGAACAUUCGACGUUACAAUUCUAUGUUCGCGUUUACCUCAAUGGGUGGUAAGGUUGACCAAACCGUGAAUACUGGUAAUGCUCCUUUUUGCUACAGAAUUAGUGGUGAAAAUUACCAUUCUAUUGGUAGUCUUGUGCCACCAAACGGAGGGAAGCCUAAAUUUUGUCAGUUAUACAUAUACGAUACUGAAAAUGAGUUGGCAAACAGGUCUUCAGACAAUGCUUCCUCAUCAACCUCUUCAGACGAAACUGAUAAUAAGCUGAUACAACAAAUCAAAGCAAUGUUGGAUGCCGACAAUGUGCUUGUGAAAAUUUAUAGGAUGGUUAGAGAUUGCUUCCAACAAAAUCCUAAUACCACUUUAAAGCUUCGCCUUAUUGGCAAAAGAGAACAAGAUGGUCGGACUUAUAACUUACCUACUUCCUCCGAGGUUGCUGCUCUUAUUGAUGGAGAUAUCGAUAACGCACUUGAGAAUAGAGAUAUCGUUGUCGAGACACAAACGGGUUCAUUAAAAAGAAUAAGUGAAUUGCAUCCUUCCUAUCUUGCACUUCAGUAUCCUAUUUUGUUCCCAUAUGGAGACGACGGUUACAGAAUUGACAUACCACAUAGGGGUGUCAUUGAUGUUACUAACAAGAAACGUCCGAAUUGUACAAUGAGAGAGUUUUUUGCGUAUCGUGUACAAGAUUGUAGUAACCAGUUUUCAUUGAUUCUAAAUUCUCGACGGUUAUUCCAACAGUUCUUGGUUGAUGCUUAUACGAUGAUUGAGAGCGAGCGACUUAACUUUAUAAGAUUUCAGCAACAAGAUCUUAGGUCUGAUACAUAUGAGAAUAUCCGGAAACUAAGAUAUAACGGCCAACAAGAUUUAUCUAAGGUUGGAAAACGUAUUUUCCUUCCAUCUUCCUUUACAGGCGGGUCACGAUAUAUGAUGCAAAACUAUCUUGACGCAAUGGCAAUUUGUAAAUGGUAUGGUUAUCCAGACUUUUUUAUAACCAUUACCUGCAAUCCCAAAUGGCCGGAGGUUCAAAGGUUUCUUAAGGAGACAAAUCUUAAUCCGGAGGAUAGGCCUGAUAUUUUAUCUCGAAUUUUUAAAAUAAAGCUGGAUGCAAUUUGUAAAGAUUUGAAAGACCGUGAUUUGUUUGGAAAAGCUUCAGCUGUUGUUUACACUAUUGAGUUUCAGAAGCGAGGAUUGCCUCAUGCGCAUAUGUGCUUAUUCAUGGAGAAUGAUUACAAACUUCCAACUGUAGACCAUGUUGAUCAGUUUAUUUCUGCAGAAAUCCCUGAUUUAAACCAAGACCCGGAACUAUAUACGCUUGUGAAAGACCAUAUGAUUCACGGUCCAUGUGGUAAUGCUAGAAUGAGCUCUCCAUGUAUGGUUGAUAGAAAAUGUUCAAAAGGUUUUCCCAAGAAAUUUCAAGAUCACUCAACCUUGGAUUCUAACGGAUUUCCCUUAUACAGAAGAAGAGAUGACGGUUCCUUCGUUUUAAAAAAUAAAAUUGAGUUAGACAACAGAAGUGUUGUACCUUAUAACAAAAAGCUUUUGAAAAGAUAUCAGGCGUAUAUAAACGUUGAAUGGUGCAACCAAGCGGUGUCAAUAAAGUAUUUGUUCAAGUAUAUUAAUAAAGGUCCUGAUAGAGCAACAGUUGUUGUGGUUCCGAGCAAUAAUGAAAACGAGCAAGCAGAAAAUGAUGAAAUUAAAGAGUAUUAUGAAUGUAGGUAUAUAUCUGCGUGUGAAGCCUCUUGGAGGAUUUUUUCUAAUGAAGUUAAUUAUAGGAGUCCUUCUGUUAUGCGGCUUCCUUUCCAUCUUCCUGGACAACAAACAGUUUGUUUCGGUCCUGAUGAAGAUAUUAAUCAAUUUCCGCGGUUUUAUGUGUGGAAGCUUGACAAGCGUAUAUGGGUUCCGAGAAUAAAAGGAAAAACAAUUGGAAGAAUUCAUUCCGUUUCUCCGUCUACCGGUGAAGCGUACUAUUUAAGAAUUCUUCUUAACAAAGUUAAAGGACCAACAUCGUUUGAUGAUAUUAAAACAGUUAAUGGUCGAGUGUACGAUACUUUUAGAGAUGCUUGCUAUGCGCUUGGUUUGUUGGAUGACGACUCGGAGUACAUUGAGGCCAUCAAAGAAGCAAAUAUAUCAGGUAGUGCAGGUUAUAUUCGCAAUUUAUUCGCCACCAUGUUACUGUCAAGCACAUUAUCUAGACCUGAAGUUGUCUGGGAAAGCACAUGGAAGUAUAUGACAGAUGAUUUUCUGUACAGAUUCUCAAAGUAUCAUCGUGUUUCAGGUUUAUCAAUUCCUGAUGAGCAACUAAAGAACUAUGUUUUAUGCGAAAUCGAGAAGUUUUUAACUCGGAAUAAUUCAUCGCUUCGAAGAUUUUUAUCAAUACCUUACCCGGAUACUUCAUCUUUAGAUAACUUUCGCUGCCGAUUGAUUAACGAAGAGCUUGCUUAUGACAGAACAGAGUUACAAAAUGUUUAUCAAGGUCAGGUGAAUUUGUUAACGGAUGAACAACGUGCAGUAUAUGAAGAAAUUAUGAACGCAGUUCAUGGAGACAAUGGAGGAGUAUUUUUUGUUUACGGUUAUGGCGGGACCGGUAAAACAUUUUUAUGGAAAACAUUGUCUACUGCAAUUAGGUCAAAAGGUGAGAUUGUAUUAAACGUUGCAUCUAGCGGAAUUGCAUCAUUGCUGUUGGAGGGAGGAAGAACGGCUCAUUCUAGGUUUCAUAUACCUUUGAAUCUUAAUGAGGAUUCCGUUUGUCAUAUCAAACCAGACGAUGAUGUAGCUAAAUUACUACAGCAGACCAAACUCAUUAUAUGGGAUGAAGCUCCUAUGGUUCAUAAACAUGCAUUUGAGGCUUUGGAUAGAACUAUGCAUGACAUUUUCAAUAUAUCUAAUCCAUCCAGGCAAAUACUACCUGUUGUUCCAAACGGUGGACGUCAAGAAAUUGUGAAUGCCUCAUUAUGUUCUUCUUAUCUGUGGAGUAAGUGUAAGUUGUUGACGUUAUCUAGAAACAUGAGGUUAACUGUUGGAAGACCAUCAUCUGAAGUUGAAGAGAUCAGUAAUUUUGCAAAAUGGUUGUUGGACGUUGGUGAGGGAAAUGUUGGUGGUUCCAAUGAUGGAGAAGCAAUAAUUGAAAUACCACCUGAGCUUUUAAUUGAUAGCAUAUCUGAUCCAAUUUCUAGCCUGAUUGAUUUUGUUUAUCCGUCAAUCUUGGAGAAUUACAAUGAUCGUAAUUACUUUAGUACCAGAGCUAUACUUGCGCCUAAGAAUGAGGUUGUUCACGAGAUUAACGACAGAUUGUUGGCAGUUUUCCCUGGUGAAGAAAAAGAGUAUCUUAGUUCUGACAGUCUAUGCCCUACUGAAGAUGGCAAUGUUGAUCAGCAAAAAAUAUACUCCCCCGACGUGCUCAAUGGUCUUAAAGUGUCUAGUUUACCAAAUCAUAGGUUAGUGCUUAAAGUUGGUGUUCCAGUAAUGUUGUUGCGAAAUAUUGACCAACGAAAUGGUUUGUGUAACGGUACAAGGUUAAAGGUCACAAAACUUUACAGCCGUGUUAUUGAAGCUGAGAUAAUUUCUGGUGGAAAUAUUGGUUCUCGGACAUUCAUACCUAGAAUGAAUUUGGUACCUUCGGACCGAAAGAUUCCUUUUGCAUUUCAAAGCAGACAAUUUCCAAUAACUGUAUGUUUUGCAAUGACGAUUAACAAAAGCCAGGGACAGUCGCUAUCUAAGGUUGGGUUGUACCUAAGACAACCAGUUUUCACACAUGGUCAAUUGUACGUAGCUUUAUCCAGGGUUACAAGACGAGAUGGAAUCAAGUUACUAAUACUUGACAAUGAUGGCAGGCCUACAAAUAAAACAACCAAUGUUGUAUAUAAAGAGAUAUUCAAUGGAUUGUGA
This is a messenger RNA of Helianthus annuus (common sunflower), 5883 nucleotides long. RefSeq lists its product as uncharacterized. Bases 1 to 5883 code for a protein of 1960 amino acids. The transcript has 17 exons. Gene Ontology annotation, biological process: telomere maintenance; DNA repair. NCBI's taxonomy places the organism in Eukaryota, Viridiplantae, Streptophyta, Magnoliopsida, Asterales, Asteraceae. Gene Ontology annotation, molecular function: DNA helicase activity; DNA binding. The record is from RefSeq and is a predicted model, not a curated record.